This is a messenger RNA of Funneliformis geosporum, 1692 nucleotides long. Lineage: Eukaryota; Fungi; Glomeromycota; Glomeromycetes; Glomerales; Glomeraceae. The record is from the annotation of a GenBank genome assembly.
AUGCGUCCAAAAUCAAAGAAAUUGACGGGGCUUGGAAAAGCCAUUAUCAAAGAUCGAUUUAAAGGAAACACAAGGCCAAGAGACGGCGAUAAUUUCUUGCAUACCACGGAUUUGGAUGACGGAGCGAGUUGGACAAAAUUACAAUCUAUAACUCAACAGCGAGAUUUGGACGAAUUUUUGAGUACAGCUCAAUUGGCGGGAACUCAGUUUACUGCUGAGAAAGAGGUUUUAGCAAGACAAGAAGCUAAUAAAGAAAAAUUAGUAAUACCAAGAAGGCCAAAAUGGGAUCAAGCCACUACACCUAGUCAAUUAGAAUUGAACGAAAGAGAUUCAUUUUUACGACUUCAAGAGCAAGGUGAAUUUCUUUUAACACCAUUCGAACGUAACCUAGAAGUAUGGCGUCAACUCUGGCGCGUGAUUGAGAGAUCAGAUUUGGUGGUACAGAUUGUUGAUGCAAGGAAUCCAUUAUUUUUUCGAUCAACGGAUUUGGAAAAAUACGUUAUAGAAGUUGAUGAAAAAAAGAAAAACUUAUUAUUAAUUAAUAAAGCAGAUUUAUUAACUGCCAAUCAAAGGCAACUUUGGUCAGAUUACCUUGAUUCGCAAGGUAUUCGAUACAUUUUCUUUUCCGCUGCUCUUGCACAAGAGGACCUCGAAAAGGAACAAUUGAAUGUUUCUGCUGAUAAUGCAUCUGAAUUUAAGGAUAACAGCGAUGAUGAAAAGGAAAAUGUGGAAAUUUAUCCUCAUGACAAUAUUUCUAAAGUCUUACCUGUCUUCGGAGGCAAUGAAGAUGCUAAAGAUGACGCGAUUGAACAUUCAAAAGGUUCUUCUUUGGAAGAUAAACACAUCGUCAAUCAGAAUGAAAAAAUUUGUAUUAGAACAACUAAAGACUUGAUUUCUUUAUUAGUUGCUGAGGCUGCAGAAGUCGAAGAUCAAACUGAACCAGAUAAAAAGCUAACAAUUGGUCUAGUUGGAUAUCCAAAUGUUGGUAAAUCUUCAACGAUAAACGCUUUACUUGGAGAGAAACGAGUUUCGGUUUCAUCAACUCCAGGAAAAACCAAACACUUCCAAACCAUUCAUCUUUCACCCUCAUUAAUUUUAUGUGAUUGUCCCGGAUUAGUAUUUCCAAAUUUUGCUACGACAAAUGCUGAUAUGGUUUGUAAUGGAGUAUUGCCAAUCGAUCAAUUAAGAGAAUGUACCGGUCCUGCGGCAUUGGUUGCGCAGCGAAUACCCAAAUCUGUUCUUGAAGCCAUGUAUGGUAUCAAAAUUCGUAUUCAAGAAACGGAAGAAGGUGGAAAUAGUAUACCAACAGCAGAAGAACUGCUUGUUGCUUUUGCAAUCGCGAGAGGAUUUACGAAAUCGGGACACGGAAAUCCUGAUGAAUCACGAGCAGCACGUUAUAUACUCAAGGACUAUGUUAACGGCAAACUUCCAUAUUGUACAAAAUCACAAGCACUUGAUCAAUCAUUUUUUGAUGAUCAAACACCAUCACCAAAAAUCAAAGGGAAAUUUGCCGGAGAAUUUAGUAGGGUUAAAUUGUAUCCUAUUCAUAGCACACUUGAUGAUGAAGGAAAACCAAUUGAUAAAGGUGGUUCAACUUCAUCUUCAAUUAGUGCAAAUGCUCAACCUGAUAAAAAACACAAAAAAGGAAGAAAGAACGUAAAGAAUCAUGGUGCAAAUGGUUACAAUAUUUAA